AUGGCGCUCCCGCCCAAAGUAUACCAGUUCCUUGUGGGCCUGUUUGCCUCGCUGGGCUCUCUGCUGUACGGCUACGAUCUCGGUGUCAUCGCCCAGGUCAUUGCCUCCAAGGCCUUCAUCAGAGAGUUCAACCAGCCCGACGACAAUGCCACGGGAGCCGUCGUGUCUGUCUUCACGGGCGGUGCCUUCUUCGGUGCCGCCUUCGCGGGCCCUGCCGGCGACAAGUUCGGUCGCAGAAUCACCAUCUUGAUGGGGGCCUUGGUCUUCAUCCUCGGGGGUUCGCUGCAGACGGGGGCCCAGUCGCUGUCCUACCUCUACGCUGGACGCGUCCUUGCUGGUGCCGGAGUCGGUUUCCUGGUCAUGAUUGUUCCCCUGUACCAGUCUGAGAUGGUCCACCCCAGCAUCCGCGGCCGUGUCACGGCUCUCGUGCAGUUCAUGCUGGGAAUCGGUGCCCUGGCCGCCGCCUGGAUCAGUUACGGCGUCGACAUAGGCUUCGCAGACGACAACAACGGCCAAUGGCGUACAUCGCUUGGCAUCCAAGUCGUUCCAGCCGUCUUUCUCGCUGCGCUCAUCAUGGUCUUUCCCGAGUCGCCUAGAUGGCUCAUCAGCAAAGGCAAGAGUGAAGAGGGCCUUCGCAACCUGGCCAAGCUGCAUGCAAACGGCGACGAAACCGACGCCUGGGUCCUGGCAGAGUACGACCAGAUCCAAGAGGCCAUUAGCUUUGAUCGUGAGCACGAGGCUCAGUCGUACCUUGAUCUCUUCAAGGACAGGUCGUGCUUCCGCCGUCUGUUCCUCGCCUGUGCCAUCCAGGCGUCUACCCAAAUGACUGGAGUUUCGGCCAUCCAGUACUACUCGAUUACAAUCUACCACCAGAUGGGUAUCAGCAGUACAGACGCCCUCAAGUACCAGGCCAUCUCGUCGGUUCUCGCGCUUUGCGGCCAAGCCCUCUGCAUUGCUUUCAUUGAUCGCUUGGGACGCCGCUGGACUUUGAUCGGUGGCAACCUCGGCAACUGUGUCACUUUCAUAAUUGCAACCGUCAUGCUGGCAGUCUUCCCUCCCGGCUCCACUGGAAAUGCCGCUGCCUCAUGGGGCUUCAUUGCCGUCACCUGGGCAUACAAUUUCUGCUUUAGCUCCACAUGUGGCCCGCUUUCUUGGAUCAUUCCCGCAGAGAUUUUUGACACCAAGACCCGUUCCAGGGGGGUUUCCAUUGCGACCAUGACGUCUUUUGCAUUCAACACCAUGAUUGGCCAGACCACCAAGCCCGGCAUGGAAAACAUUGGAUGGCGAUUUUACCUGCUCUUCGUUAUUUGCAACUUUACCAAUGCCAUCUUCUUCUACUGCUUCCUGCCCGAGACUGCCAAGCGUCCCCUGGAAGAGAUGAACUAUCUCUUUACCAACGCCCCGCUCCUCGUACCAGGAAUGAACAAGCGCGAAUGGGCUCUGGACAUCGAGCGUCGGGUCGAGGAAGUCGCUGCUAAGCAAGGAUCCAUUUCACACACCGAGCAUGCGCCGGAGCUGAAGCACUAAGCCCCCAGUACUGAAGUUGGGGUUACCCCAAUCCCGCUUAUGGCAUUCCUAUAACGCCC
Exserohilum turcica Et28A is the source of this 1586-nucleotide messenger RNA. RefSeq lists its product as uncharacterized. Gene Ontology annotation, cellular component: membrane. Lineage: Eukaryota; Fungi; Ascomycota; Dothideomycetes; Pleosporales; Pleosporaceae. The transcript is spliced from 3 exons. Gene Ontology annotation, molecular function: carbohydrate:proton symporter activity. Gene Ontology annotation, biological process: carbohydrate transport; transmembrane transport. The record is from RefSeq and is a predicted model, not a curated record. Bases 1 to 1527 code for a protein of 508 amino acids.